Syngnathoides biaculeatus (alligator pipefish) is the source of this 2851-nucleotide messenger RNA. It is a transcript of the gene uroc1, whose product is annotated as urocanate hydratase 1. The transcript is spliced from 21 exons. Gene Ontology annotation, biological process: L-histidine catabolic process. Lineage: Eukaryota; Metazoa; Chordata; Actinopteri; Syngnathiformes; Syngnathidae. The record is from RefSeq and is a predicted model, not a curated record. Gene Ontology annotation, molecular function: urocanate hydratase activity. Bases 682 to 2709 code for a protein of 675 amino acids.
UGUGAAGUACACAACAUAUAUUUCCUCUUCAUUUUGUUUAAUAUGACAAACUUCAACUUUGAAAUAUUGCUUACUCAUUGUCAAACCUCUUGUUGUGGAGUUAGCGGAGUUCACUGCCGUAGAGCGAGGAAACGUUUAAUUUUUGCUCCCAAAUCCGCUCCUCUGAAUUAAUCCCACAGAAGGUGCAUUUAGUCAGUGAAACAAAUUGUGGUGUUCACGCACGCCCAUGCUUGUUGCCUGCUGUGACGAGACUGACUGUCGUGGCCGUUCCUAAUUGGCUGCUCCGAGAACAUUAUUUUCAAAUUUCCCUCUGCCGGCCGUGCAUGUCAAAGAGGAUUGUUUGACAGCUGUCAAGCUCCUUAUUGCUCCCUCAACACGCCAUGUGCAUCUUUUCAUGCUUCCCUAACUCUGUUAUGAUACUUGAAUUCUAUUUGACAGGGCCGAGCAUACAGGAUUUCCCUCAAUGCAUACUCUUGUAAAAUGAGCAUGAAGAAGUAAGGCACUUUAAGCUCGAAACACACAACAUGAGGAUCCAUAUUUAGUACUUUGUUCAAAGACACUGGCACCAGGGGUCAUAGGGGGCAAAGAUGACCAAAAGGCCAAUCGGAUCGCUUCAGUUGUCUCCUUCAAAUGUUCACCAGUAGUCCUCCUGCACUCCUUUUAAAUUGAGGACUUGACAGGAUGGCCACCUUAAAGGAGAUAUGCAGCGGUUUGCCACUGGACCCUUUGCCACCCAACCGAGGAAGAGACCCCAACGUGCCCCACGCACCUGUUCGGACCCCAAACCUCACAGCCCAAGAGCGGCGGCUGGCACUGAGGAACGCCCUGCGCUAUUUCCCCCCGGCCCAUCAUACGACACUCGCGCCUGAAUUUGCACAAGAGCUGCGGCAGUAUGGGCACAUCUACAUGUACCGCUUUUGUCCCGCGUCGAGUCUGCGAGCGCACCCAAUACACGAGUUCCCUUGCCGCACACGCCAAGCCGCCGCCAUCAUGCUUAUGAUCAUGAACAACCUGGACCCAGCUGUGGCCCAGUUUCCCCAGGAGCUGGUCACCUACGGAGGAAAUGGACAAGUGUUCAGUAACUGGGCUCAGUUCCGUCUGGUGAUGAAUUACCUGAGCGAGAUGACGGAGGAGCAGACGCUGGUCAUGUACAGUGGCCACCCCCUGGGUCUGUUCCCCAGCCUGCCCUCCUCCCCCCGCGCCAUCAUCACCAACGGCUUGGUCAUUCCGAACUACUCCUCCAGGGAGCAAUAUGAAAGGAUGUUUGCUCUCGGCGUGUCAAUGUAUGGUCAAAUGACAGCCGGAAGUUACUGCUAUAUUGGACCUCAAGGGAUUGUUCAUGGCACUAUGCUGACUGUUCUGAAUGCCGGUCGGCGGUACCUGGGCUCCGGCGACCUGAGGGGACGCGUCUUCGUGACUUCCGGCCUCGGGGGCAUGAGCGGCGCUCAAGCGAAAGCCGCUGUCAUCGCCGGCUGCGUCGGCGUCAUCGCGGAGGUGGACGAGGCUCCUCUCAAAAAGAGACACGAGCAAGGCUGGCUGAUGGAGGUCACCGCGGACGUCGAUCGCUGCAUUGAACGCAUCAGAGAAACCAGACGUUCAAAGACUCCACUCAGUUUGGGUUACCACGGCAAUGUUGUUGACUUAUGGGAGCGGCUGCUGUUGGAGUACCAGAGGACGGGUGAGCUCCUGGUGGAUUUGGGCUCGGACCAAACCUCGCUCCACAACCCCUUCAACGGAGGCUACUACCCGGUGCAGCUCGGCUUCCGCCAGGCCAACCAGCUCAUGUCCACCGAUCCCAGUCGCUUCCGCAGCUUGGUCAAAGAAAGCCUCCGGAGACACGUGAACGCAAUCAACAAGCUGUCAGAUGCCGGCAUGUUCUUUUGGGACUAUGGCAACGCUUUUCUGCUGGAGGCGCAAAGAGCCGGGGCUGAGGUUGAAAAGGUUGGUGGUGGCGAGACAGAAUUCCGCUACCCAUCCUACGUCCAACACAUUAUGGGAGACAUUUUCUCCCUGGGGUUCGGUCCAUUUCGCUGGGUGUGCACAUCCGGCGACCCCCAGGACCUCGCCACAACGGACCACAUCGCCGCCUCGGUCCUGGAGCACUUGAGCGCCGGUGUGACUGACAGAGUCAGACAGCAGUACGACGACAACAUCCUCUGGAUCCGGGAGGCGGGAAAGCACAAAAUGGUUGUGGGAUCCCAGGCCAGAAUUCUCUACUCAGACCAGAAAGGAAGAGUAACCAUUGCUUUGGCCAUAAACCAAGCCGUUGCUGAAGGAAAAGUUUCAGCUCCAGUGGUGAUUAGCAGAGACCACCAUGAUGUGAGCGGUACCGACAGCCCCUUCAGGGAGACCUCCAACGUCUAUGAUGGCUCUGCGUUCUGCGCAGAUAUGGCGGUCCAGAACUUUGUCGGUGAUGCGUUCCGGGGUGCGACCUGGGUAGCCCUGCACAACGGUGGCGGUGUGGGCUGGGGUGAGGUAAUGAACGGAGGAUUUGGACUUCUUUUGGACGGCUCCGAGGAGGCAGCGAAGCGAGCCUCAUUGAUGCUCAACUGGGACGUCUCCAAUGGGGUGGCGCGUCGUAGCUGGUGUGGAAAUUCCAAUGCCUACGAGACAAUCCAGCGCACCAUGGAGGAAAAUGCACGUCUUCGGGUCACCCUGCCCUUUCCUGUACACGAUGAUCACGUGCUGGACCGGGCGCUGCAGGGCUAACAUCUAAGCACUACAAUGAGAACACCACAAAUGUGAUUACCUGUCCACAUACAAAUUAAGCAUGAUGCAAGAAAAGUGUCAACAUAGCUUUAUUCACAAUAUUAGAAUAAAUCAUAUCCAUUCAUCCAUUUUCUAAAGCAUU